Aspergillus steynii IBT 23096 is the source of this 2314-nucleotide messenger RNA. Its product is annotated as ankyrin. The transcript has a single exon. The record is from RefSeq and is a predicted model, not a curated record. The coding region runs from base 72 to 2117 and encodes 681 amino acids. Gene Ontology annotation, molecular function: protein binding. Lineage: Eukaryota; Fungi; Ascomycota; Eurotiomycetes; Eurotiales; Aspergillaceae.
CACUGUACCAGUCCCAGACAAUCUGACUAACCACAGACGAAGAGCUGCGCAGGUCACUAGCAUUUCCACAGAUGCUAGAUCGGAGGGAUAAUAUCGAGCCAUGUCACACGAACACCUGCCAAUGGAUAUUAGAGCUGGACGAGUAUCAGUCCUGGAGGAGUCAGUCCUGUGGUCUACUCUGGAUUAAAGGAAAGCCGGGUGCGGGAAAAUCGACCUUGAUGGCCUUCCUACAUGACAAACUCAAAAAUUCACAGGAUGACAUACAUGGCAGUAUUCGACUGGAUUUUUUCUUUACUGCCCGAGGCACAGAGAUGCAACGUACACCGCUUGGAAUGUUUAGGUCGUUAUUGAACCAGAUUUUCGACCGCGACGCGACCAUACGUCCUCAAGUGCGCGAGAUCUAUGAACAACGAUGUAGACAGUUUGGAUACGGAGAACGCAAGUGGGAGUGGCCGCAAACGAUACUUGAAGAGUUAUUGGCGACUUCUAUCCUGGCAUCAGCCAACGAGCAGCCUGUGAUUAUCUUUGUGGAUGCUCUAGAUGAGGCUGGGGCUGAGUCCGCCCGAGAACUUGCCGCAUAUUUCCACCGUCUGGUCGAUCGUGCUGACAAAAAGAAGCUAACACUCCAAGUCUGUAUUUCAUGUCGACACUACCCUAUCUUGGAAAGUCCUCGGGCAAGAGGGAUACAUGUCGAAGACCACAAUCAAGAUGACAUUGCUACAUAUAUCAAGGAUAUGCUUCUUGAGACAGAGUUCGGAGAUGUUCCUAGUCAAGAGAAGAGAGAGGUGUUGGUGGAGGAAUUAACCCAGCAUGCUAAGGGUGUGUUCCAAUGGGCCCAUCUUAUCAUACCCCUUGUCAAGCAAAGAUUUAGUGAAGGGGAGUCAAUUAGCGAUAUUCGCGAUUGGCUGGGUUAUGUUCCAGCUGACCUAGAAAACGUCUAUGUGUAUAUUCUGAGCAACGUGAUCACGGCUAGGAAUCGAGACCAAUCAUUCCUAUUCUUUCAAUGGGUAUGCCUGGCCGAACGACCCUUGACUGUACUUGAAAUGCGAUACGCAUUGGCGGCUAGGAAUGCCCAAACAACGUCGUCUCGAAUCGAAUGGGAAAGGCUCCCUGGCUUUGUCGAAAGCAAUGAACGAAUGAAGCUAAGAGUCAAGGCUCUUGCUGGUGGACUGGCUGAAGUAGUCACAAGUGGGAAUGACGAGGAAACCGUACAGGUUGUUCACCAGUCUGUCAAUGAUUUCUUGCGGGAAAAAGGACUUGCCCUCUUAUGCCGUGGCAUCGGCGCUAGUAUGGGGUCCGUGGAUAUGGGCAGUAUUCUCUCUCAGUCCCAGGCAACUCUCUACCGAUCGUGUCUGGUAUAUCUUGCCACGAUCUGUUCAUACACACAAAUCAGUAAUUUUCGGGGCUCAAAGGAGAAGCUUAUUUGUGAUUACCCAUUUGUGAACUAUGCGACCAUCAAUCUCUUUAUUCAUGCAGAAAAAGCUGCCAACUCUCGAGGUGCCUUGCUGCAGAAUGAAAAGGACAUCCUACAACGAAUGGUCAGCUAUUGGGUUCAAAUCUAUCGAUGUCUUGAUCCUUAUCACACAGCAUGUCCACCCAUAGGCACAACAAUUUUACAUAUGGCUGCCGCUGCCAAUCUGGUUGACGUGGUAAUAUCUGCUUUGUCGGAUGAGGAAGAUAUAGAGAGGAAAAACAAAGUUGGAAAUACAGCGUUACACUUCGCUGCACGAGCAGGGCACACGGCGACCGGCAAAAUACUGCAGGAAAGAGGAGCAAACCGAGAAGGGAAAAACAACGAUGGAGCGACUCCAUUAAUGGAGGCAGCUAGAUGUGGACAUUUGGGGUUUGUGGGAUGGCUUUUAGGUGAGGGCGUGAAAAUUGAGACAGGAGGUAGGAGCGCGCUUCAAAAGGCUGCAUUGGAAGGUCACAGUGCAAUUGUAGUGAUAUUACUCGGGGCUGGAGCGCAUAUCAACGCCCAGGGUGAUCAAUACGGCAAUGCCCUACAAGCUGCUGCGUGGAGAGGAAGUGCUGAGACGGUCAGGAUCCUGCUCGACGCCCAGGCCAAUGUCAAUGCUCAGAGUGGUGAAUACGGCAAUGCCCUACAAGCUGCUGCGUGAAGAGGAAGUGCUGAGACAGUCAGGAUCCUGCUCGACACCCAGACCGAUAUCAACGCCCAGGGUGGUCAAUUCGGCAAUGCCCUACAGACUGCUGCUACUGCAUAUGAAGAAAAUGCUAAAACGGUCAAGAUCCUGCUCAACGCCCAGACUAAUGUCAACGCUCAAGGUGGUCAAUUCGGUAAUGCCCUAUAGGCUAC